AUGUCUGUGGAGGAAAUACUGAGGCUGCGGGGUAAUGUCAGUGUGACCUCAGGAGUCACCAUGCUGCAAGCCAAGCUGACUGUGAGCUUCCUGAAGAGGAUUCACCACGGAGCCUGCUCCCCCUGUCUGUUCCCUCUGUCAGACCGCUUCCUUCACGAGGAGGCGACAACCAGGACCAGACAUGGACUCCACUCACACUCCAGCGUGUCCGGAAGAGGGCUUUACAGCCAGGGUGCGAUCCGUCCAUCGGUCAGACUGCAUGAAGCUCAGCUCCAUGGGAGGAGAUCCUUCAGCCUGUCACCUGCUGCCAUUGUGAAUUCAGCUCCAGCUCCUGUCCAGCCAUACCUGCGGCUGAUGAGGCUCGACAAACCCAUUGGAACCUGGCUGCUGUACCUCCCGUGCACGUGGAGCAUUGCUCUGGCGUCUGACCCUGGAUGCCUCCCACAUCUGGGCAUGCUCACUCUGUUUGGUGCAGGCGCUCUGCUAAUGAGAGGAGCCGGCUGCACCAUCAACGACAUGUGGGAUAAAGACUUUGACACAAAGGUGUCAAGGACAGCCACUCGACCCAUCGCCUCGGGGGAAAUUUCUCGAAUGCAGGCACUGGUCUUCUUGGGAGGGCAGCUCUCUCUUGCACUCGGAGUUCUGUUGUGUCUCAACAACUACAGCAUCGCUCUGGGCGCUGCCUCGUUGUCUCUUGUUGUCUCCUACCCACUGAUGAAGAGGAUCACCUACUGGCCACAGUUUGUGUUAGGCCUCACCAUUAACUGGGGGGCUCUGCUCGGCUGGUCUGCGGUUCAAGGCUCCUGUGAUUGGUCCGUGUGUCUCCCGCUGUAUUUCUCAGGACUGAUGUGGACACUGAUCUACGACACCAUAUAUGCACAUCAGGAUAAGGAAGACGACAUCAAGGUAGGAGUCAAAUCUACUACGCUGAGGUUCCAGGAGCAAACCAAACCUUGGCUGAGCGGCUUCACGGUGGCCAUGAUGUCAGGACUGGUUGUAGCUGGUGUCAAUGCUGAACAGACUCUCCCUUACUAUGCUGUACUGUCUGCAGUGGCCGUCCACCUAACACACCAGAUUUACACACUGCACAUCAACAAACCAGAGGACUGCUGGAAGAAAUUCGUCUCAAACAGAAACCUCGGACUGUUGUUGUUUUUAGGGAUUGUUGUUGGAAAUCUAUGGAAAGAAAGAAGAGAGACUUUGCUGCAAAAUGAAGAUACGCUCAGAUAAGUGACAAUCAAUGCACAGUAUAUUUAAUUUAAUUUACAGUACAUCACAUACAGUACUUAAUCAUUGCAGUGUCUUUUUAUAUUUUUACAAAGCUCCAUAAAUGAUUAAAAGAGGUUCUUUAAGCUUAAAUCACACAAUAAAUAUCUUACUCAUAAAAUAAAGUUUAUUGUUGUUGACCUUUAUCACUAAUAUAACUAUGGAUGAGCAGUUGUUGUUCACAUAAAUGCAAAUAAACGCCUUAAACCUGCA
Molecule: messenger RNA, 1479 nt
Organism: Pleuronectes platessa (European plaice)
Lineage: Eukaryota; Metazoa; Chordata; Actinopteri; Pleuronectiformes; Pleuronectidae
Gene: coq2
Product: coenzyme Q2 4-hydroxybenzoate polyprenyltransferase
Biological process (GO): ubiquinone biosynthetic process
Cellular component (GO): mitochondrial inner membrane
Source: RefSeq, a predicted model, not a curated record